Messenger RNA from Chaetomium strumarium, 1983 nucleotides. RefSeq lists its product as uncharacterized. The coding region runs from base 1 to 1983 and encodes 660 amino acids. NCBI's taxonomy places the organism in Eukaryota, Fungi, Ascomycota, Sordariomycetes, Sordariales, Chaetomiaceae. The record is from RefSeq and is a predicted model, not a curated record. The transcript has a single exon.
AUGCCGCCGCUGCUCAUUAGAAGGCUGCUGGGUCAGAGUCGGGCUGUUCCAGCGCAACUGAAGCCGCCAUCAAUUUGUCUCUUGUGUUCCUACUCUGCCGCCUCCAGACGGCCUCUCACCUCGUCGUCAAGACCGCUGCCCCGAUCAAGUGGAGGCAGGAAACAUCUCGCCUCUCUACCUAGGCUGCACAACCGCGACCAAUCGACAUCUUCCUCCUCCGCUCCCACCGGCUCACCCCCUUCUGACCCUCGCCAAGAGCUCCAACGCGCCCUCCUCGAGCUCGAAUCCCGCGCACCGAACCACAUCAACCUCGCCCGCCUCCAGCUAGCCCUGCGCAACCUUUCCGAACCUCCCGGCCAUGAAUCCAUUCGCGUCGCAGUCCUCAAUGUCACAGAUCGCUCCGGCGCCACCGCCAAGCGGUUAGUGCGUCUUGCGCUAGCCGACCCUCUCAAGCCGGCCGAGCCCUGGGAGGAGCAGCUCGAGGCGCACGAGACUGAGACACGACCGCUUGUCGUGAGGAUCGCUGGGCCGCCGGACGCUCGAGAAAGAGUGAUGAGCGAAGGGGAAGGAGCAGGAGCAGGGCUGAGGACGGUCAAGGAGCAUGUGAUUGCCGAGCUGAGGGUUUCGUCGCCCCUGCUGAACGGCGCAAACCUGGAGAUGCUAGUUGCGGAUGCGGGCUCGCUCACGGGUGCGCAUAGGGAGGAGGCUGCUGACGAUGCUGUGUUGGUGCCGGUUGUGGACGUGGCGACUACGACGGCGGGGCAUGUUGCGCCGGUUGCCACGCCGGUGCAUAUUGCGCUUCUUGUGGGGGACGGGGUCCUCGGCGCCGCCUCGAUUUUGUCGCUUCCUAUCUCAGAAGGGAUGGACACUGUUGCUGGGGUGGUCAACUUCGUGGAUAUCGCAAAGGAAGAUUUGGCUGAUUGCCCGCUCGUCACAGUUAAUGUCGAUGCCGGUAGCAAGGGCCUGGAGCUUUUCCGCGGCGAUGUCGGGAAGGCGAUGGAGUAUGAGGCAUUGUGGUCUAAGGCUAACGUAGCGCGGAUCAGUGAGUGGUUAAGGAAGAGCGCACUGCCAAGCAACGAGGGAGGCAUGAAGACGCCGGUCCGGAACCUGAUCGGCUCUCUGCUUCGCAAUGCUAAGGCAGCCAUCCAAGCGGACGAGGCCCGCGGUAUGGGCACGGAAGUGAAAGCGAACGUGUCUCCGGGUGCCGUGGCCGAUUUGGACCAAGCACUGUCAGACUGGGCACAGAACGCCCAUCAGGAGCUACAGCAGCAGCUAGAUGCCGCGUUCACUACCGGAGCGUGGAGCAAGCUUGGCUGGUGGAAGCUCUUCUGGCGAGCUGACGACGUGGGUAUGGUCACCUCGGAGAUGGUUGCCCAGCGUUUUCUUCCCGGCGCAGAGAAGGGCAUAAUAUAUCUUGCCGGCCGCAUACAAGAAGCGGGCCCUGUAAUGGGACGGGAAGGGCAACCCGUUUACUCAACACCAUCAACUUCAACCUCUCAAGCUCCGAAUGUCGCUCAGACGCAAGACACUCUCGCACAUAAUGCCGUCGACAAGUGGCCGACACAUAUCCCAUUCACGAGGAAUUAUCUUCAAGAAAAGACGGUUCCCGCCCUACAAGCCCUCGCGCAGAAGCUUGCCGUCCAAUCUGCCAGCCUUGCCGGUCUCAGUACAGCCCUCGCUGGCCUCUCCUAUCUCUCCGCAUUUGGGGCGUACGAGUGCGGGGCGAUCGCGGCCUUGGGCAUUGCCCUGAGCUUCAAGCGCCUCCAGCAGAAGUGGGACGCGGCGCGGGAGUACUGGCAAGGGGAAGUGCGCGAAGAAGGCCGCAAGGCCAUCCGUGCAACCGAGAUGAGUGUUGCCCAAGUAUUGGAUAAGGCUGGCAGGGUUACCGAUGCUCAAGCCGACGGGACUGCGCAGUUGGAGGAGCUUACAAGGCCCGAAGAGGUCAUCAAACGCGCUGAGGAGGCUCUUGCGCGGAUAAAGUAG